AUGGACGCUGCUGCGGAGUCAGCCAGUAACCCAUUCACUUGGCUGUCAUCUCUUAUUAUGGCCCUAGAUCUCAAUUUUCUCAUAACCUUCUUCUACAACCAGUUCCGGCGCCUGCCUUAUCCCCAAAAGAAGUUUACCGGGAAGACGGUCAUUGUGACAGGGGCCAAUGUCGGGCUUGGUCUCGAAGCGGCGCGGCAUUUCGUCCGGCUCGACGCUGCUAAAGUCAUCCUGGCAUGCCGUGACACCGAGAAGGGAGAGCGUGCCAAGACCGACAUCGAGCGUACGACGGCCAGGAGUGGGAUUAUUGAGGUGUGGCCGCUGGACCUGUGUAGCUUCGAAAGCGUUAAGCAGUUCUGCCGGCGCGCAGACAAGCUCGACCGCCUAGACGUGGUAGUCGAGAACGCGGCGGUAGCCAUGGUCGGGCCCCGGGCAACUCUGGCAGAGGGCUAUGAGAGCACGAUCACGGUCAACGUGAUAUCUACUUUCCUGAUGGCUUUGCUACUUUUACCUACGCUUAGGCGGACCGCGACAAAACUCAACAUUCAGCCGAAUUUGGUGAUUGUGUCUUCGGACGCACAUUUUGUGGCAAGUUUCAAAGAACGGACAGCACCCAAGAUAUUUGACGCAUUCAAGUCAGCUACAGUGGCGCCUGACAGGUACCAGACCUCGAAGCUAUUGGACAUUUUUGUGGUCCGGCAGCUGGCCCAGGACAUGUCCAAGCCCACCAGUAACAGUAAAGGUGUUAUUCUCAACACGCUGAACCCGGGCUUCUGCCGAACAGCACUAUUCCGUGAUAACAAGUUUCCCGCGUCCCUUUUUCUAGCGUUUACAAGCAGACUUAUUGGUAGGUCGUCUGAGGUGGGAUCGAGGGUCAUAGUGGACGCUGCGGCUGCUGGACCCGAAACGCAUGGUAAAUGGCUGGAUAGCUUCGAGGUCAGGGAGCCCAGUGCAUAUGUGCGCAGCGAGGAAGGGAAGAAGAUGCAGGGACGGCUUUAUGAAGAGCUGAUACAGAUUUUGGACCAAGUCGAGCCGGGCAUAGCGAAGAAUAUUUGA
Diaporthe amygdali is the source of this 1053-nucleotide messenger RNA. RefSeq names its product dehydrogenase/reductase SDR family member 13. The record is from RefSeq and is a predicted model, not a curated record. The transcript is spliced from 3 exons. NCBI's taxonomy places the organism in Eukaryota, Fungi, Ascomycota, Sordariomycetes, Diaporthales, Diaporthaceae. Bases 1 to 1053 code for a protein of 350 amino acids.